CCCAUGACAGGCAGCCCCAGCCCAGCGGGCAGAGCAGAAGGAUGAGCCUUCCCUCCCCGCCAGGCUGCAGGGCAGACAGCGCGUUACCGCAGGGACACUCCAGCCAGGAGAGCGGGGCUGGCGGGGAAUGAACUUCCUCUCUGGAUGCCGGAACUGUAUGUGCGGUGUAUGAGAGGAACAACAACACCAGCCGGACGGGGACCGUGCAUGUCAGUGCCUGGAGCUGCAGAGACAGGGCAGCAGGACAUGAGGCGGGGGUAGCGGCUGCUGACACGGGCACGAUGUGGCUGAAGCCGGAGGAGGUGCUGCUGAAGAACGCGCUGCGGCUGUGGGUCACACACCGCUCCAACCACUACUUCAUCCUGCAGCGGCGCCGCGGACAUGGGGACAGCGCGGCCAAGUUCACGGGUCGUCUUGUGGGUGCCCUGGAUGCUGUACUGGAUUCCAAUGCCCGAGUUGCCCCAUUUCGGAUCCUACUUCAGGUCCCUGGAUCACAAGUUUACUCAAGCAUCGCUUGUGGGGCCACCAUGGAAGAGAUUCUCAAACAUUGGGAAUGGUUAGAACAAAACUUGCUUCACACUCUUUCAGUGUUUGAUAACAAAGAGGACAUAGCUAACUUUGUAAAGGGAAAGGUUAAGGGUCUUAUUGCGGAAGAGACGAGUAGCAGGUUAGCAGAGCAUGAGGAAGAUCCUGAAAAAUUUCGUGAGGGACUGGUAAAAUUUGAGGGCAGGUUCAACUUCCCAGAAGCUGAAAAGCUGAUCACUUUUUACUCUUGUUGCUGCUGGAAGGGUAAAGUGCCACGUCAGGGUUGGCUAUAUCUGAGCAUCAAUCACCUUUGCUUUUAUUCCUUCUUUCUUGGAAAAGAAUUAAAACUUGUCAUUCCCUGGGUGGAGGUGCAGAAGCUGGAAAGGGCAUCAAAUGUUCUUAUGGCAGACAUCAUCAUGGUCUAUACACGUGGGAAAGAGCGUGAGUUCUCCAUGUUCCUUGAUAUCAAUGAGGUGUUUAGAAUAAUGGAGCAGCUUGCAGAUGUGACGGUUAGGAGGCUGCUGGACAAUGAAGUCUUUGAACUAGACCAGAAUUUGCAGCAACCAACGCAGAUCACUAAAAGGGAUCUAGAAGCAAGAGCACAAAAGGAAUUUUUUCGAGCCAUAUUUAAGCUUCCAAGAAUUGAGAGGUUGUAUGAUGUUGUGGAUUGUUCUUUAUGGACACCUUUUAGUCGCUGCCAUACACCAGGCAGAAUAUAUACUUCGGACAACUAUCUCUGCUUUGCCAGCAAGGAAGAUGGCGUAUGCAAUGUUAUUAUACCACUCAAAGAGGUAGUAAGUGUGGAGAAGAUGGAGGACACCAGCCUUCUGCCAAACCCUAUCAUUGUCAGUAUAAGGCAGCAGAUGGCCUUCCAGUUUAUUGAGCUGAAAGACCGAGAGAGUCUGGUUAAUGGUUUACUCCAAAGGCUUCAACAAGUCAACACCAGCACAGUGUGCCCAAGAAGCCGAGACCUGGUGUUUGGUAAAGAAGGAUUCGGGAACAUGAACAUAAUAAUUAAUCAAGAUGUGGAAGGUGGAAAUGAAAAGGAGAAGCUGUCUACAAAUGCAGAAGCUCUGAUGUCCUCUUUUCAUCAGACUGGAACUGGAAAUCCCGACACUGGAAUGACACGAGAACAGAUAAAAGAGCGUUUGUGGAUGGACCAUUUUGCCGAGUAUGGGAGGACUGUUUGCAUGUUUCGCACAGAGAAAAUCCGGAAGCUUGUUGCUAUGGGAAUUCCUGAAUCCUUGCGGGGAGAACUCUGGCUCAUCUUUUCAGAUGCAGUGACUGACCUGGCCACUCAUCCAGGUUACUACAACAAACUGGUAGAUGAGUCGAUGGGUAAGAGCUGUAUGGUGACAGAAGAGAUAGAGCGUGAUCUGCACCGUUCACUACCUGAGCAUCCGGCCUUCCAAAACGAAACUGGCAUUGCAGCUCUGAGAAGAGUACUCACUGCUUACGCCUACAGAAACCCUAAAAUAGGAUACUGUCAGUCCAUGAAUAUCCUCACUUCAGUCUUGCUACUUUAUGCCAAGGAAGAAGAGGCAUUUUGGCUAUUGGUUGCAGUAUGUGAAAGGAUGCUUCCUGAUUAUUUUAAUCAUAGGGUUUUGGGGGCCCAGGUUGACCAGUCUGUUUUUGAAGAACUCAUACAUGAGCGCCUUCCCGAGUUGGCAGAGCAUAUCACAGACUUAUCCACAUUGGCUUCCAUAUCGUUGUCAUGGUUCCUCACCCUGUUCAUCAGUAUUAUGCCCCUGCAGAGCGCUGUCAAUGCUGUGGACUGCUUCUUCUUUGAUGGCAUUAGGGCCAUUUUCCAGAUCGGACUGGCCGUUCUGGAUGCUACAGCAGUGGAACUGUUUAACAGUAAAGACGAUGGCCAAGCACUAAUGAUUCUGAGCAGAUUUUUAGAACAUGUCAGGAAUGAAGAGAGCCCUCUGCCACAGACUGGAAACUUGCACAGUUUAUUAAAUAAUGACCAGGAGCUUUACCCAGUUACUGACAUUGCAGAUUUAAUACGGGAUUCCUAUGAGAAAUUUGGCAACAGUUCUGUGGAACAAAUUGAACACUUACGUUGUAAACAUAGGAUUCAUGUUCUUCAGAGCCAUGAGGAAACUACAAAACAAAAUGUUCUUAGAGUUGUUGCACCAGAUGUGUCUUUCCUUCACGAAGAAUUAGAAGACCUGUUUGAUAUGUUUAAGAGAGAGCAUUUCAUCAGUUGUUACUGGGAAGGGAUCUCAGUGCUAGUCGAGCGCCAUGACCCUCGAAGGCCCUAUGCAGAACAGUAUAAGAUUGAUAGUCGGCAGUUUGUUUCCCUCUUCAGAUUGUGCUCGCCCUGGCCCUGGGGUUCUCACACAGAAGUUCUAGCAGAAAGAAUGUUCCGUUUACUGGACGAAAAUCAGGACCAUCUUAUUGAGUUCAAGGCAUUUGCAUGGUGUUUAGACAUUAUUUAUCAUGGUGAGAUGAAUGAAAAAAUCAAGUUGUUAUAUAGACUGCAUAUACCACCAGCUCUUACAGAAAAUGACCAUGACUGUCAGUCACCACUCAAAGGGCCACUUUUAUCCACCACCAGACCACUGAAGCUUACAAAACCAAACAGUGGGGAAAAGGAUUAUCAAAAACAAGUGAAACAAAUGCUUAAAGACUUGGCAAGAGAGAAAGAUAAAAGCACAGAAAAAGAACUACCCAAAAUGACCCAGAAAGAAUUUAUCCAGUUCUGCAAAACAUUGUACAGUUCAUUUCACGAAGACCCAGAGGAAAAUGAUCUGUAUCAAGCCAUUGCCACAGUGACAACCCUUUUACUUCAGAUUGGGGAGGUUGGACAGCGCAGCAGUAGUAUAAGCUCAGGUAGUACAUCUGAUGAAUUUGUAGAUACAGAAAAUGGUGCCUGCUCAUCAGAUCAAGAUUGUGUUUUCUCCGAGACCACCAGUACUCCAACUCAUCCGCUGCCUGAAACUGAUUGGGUCGUUUCUCUGGAACACGUACUGGCAUCUCUCUUAACAGAGCAGUCAUUGGUGAAUUUCUUUGAGAAACAAUGGGAACUGAAGCCAAAGUUAGAAAGUGCUAAAAUGAAUCCAUAUAGUCUUAAGACUAAUGGAAAUAAUCAGCAAUCCCCCUUGUUGACCUGAAUGAACACAAGUCUUGCUGUCUCCUGGAUUUCAGAGUCUGGCAGCUAAAGUGAAGGGAACAAUUCAUUGAUAGUGUCGGUGAACAUCAUCGGUGAUAAUCAGUCUUUAUAUUUAUCUCAGCAAGUAUUUCAGCAGCCUGAUGAAAAGCACCAAUAACUUUCUUGUCCUAGAUAUGAAGCUGAAUUGGUCAUUGAAGGACACAAUAACAGGGUUAACCUUCAGUUAAUCCACAGAAGAGACAAAUGGUUCUGGCGUAUCAGAACCAAGAGAGAUACAGCUGAUCUGUGGCCACCACUGACAUUCUGUAUCCUUACGUUACCAAAGCACACUGGAUUGACUUAUUAUUCUUAAGAUUCAUCACUUUUGUGAAGCAACCCCGGGGAGAUGAGUGAGAUGAAUACAAUAUUUCCAAAACUCAUUUGUAUCCAGUACUGGCAUGCCAAAUUUUUCUUAUUGUUGAAUUUUGUUCAGGGUUUAUGUCAUUUGUCCAAUAUUUUGUAUAUGUGAAUUUCUGUUAUGUUUUGUGUUUGCACUAAUAAUGAUGUUUCAAUGCUGGAAAUUGAAACUUUUAUUCUGUUCGAUUUUCAUUAGAAUUUUUAUGUCGUUAAGAUGUCAACUUUUGUGCUUUUUGUCUUGCUUUGUGAAGAGCUGCACUUUUCAAUAAACUUUUUUUUUUAUUUAUUGACUUACUUUUAAUC
This is a messenger RNA of Hyla sarda, 4342 nucleotides long. RefSeq names its product TBC1 domain family member 8 (gene TBC1D8). The coding region runs from base 282 to 3644 and encodes 1120 amino acids. The record is from RefSeq and is a predicted model, not a curated record. Gene Ontology annotation, molecular function: calcium ion binding. NCBI's taxonomy places the organism in Eukaryota, Metazoa, Chordata, Amphibia, Anura, Hylidae. The transcript is spliced from 21 exons.